CGCGGCGCUGGGCGAGCGUUGUUCCAGUCAGUCAGUCGUAAGAUGGCGUUCUCGCUGCUGCUGCUGCCGCUGCUGCUCGCGGCGCCGGGACUGGCCAAAGUUCAGUACAAGGUCCACUGUUCAGAUGACACCAUGCAAGUGGAACUCCUAAUGACUGAAUCAAUGGGUGCUGUAUACUUAGAACAACUGAAACAUUAUCCUAAUCCAGCAUGCCAUCCAGAAACUGAAGGCAAUAAAUUGACUUUCAAUUUGUCAUUAAGUGAUGUUUACCAGUGUGGAGUGACUCGAGUGACAAAUGAAAUUACUGGACAAAAAAUAUAUUACCAUCGAAUUAUAGUUGAAAUGACAUCUGAAGAGCCCAAAGAAGUGAUUUUGGCAAAGUGUAUUGUCAAUUCGCAAGUGAACCACACCUUGACUAGGAGAAGUGUGCUGCCUGUGGGCUUUCAAGAAGCAGAUGCCUUAGAAGUGAGCUACACUUUUGAGCAGAAAGUUGAAGCACCUACAUUAGGAGUUGGUGUUCGUCAAGGAGGGCAACUUGUAACUGGAGAGUUGAAUGUGAAUCCAGGGACGCCGUUGCAAAUGGAAAUAUAUCUCGAUAAAGCCACUGCUCCAGUAUAUGGUCUUCUAGUCAGUUACAUGAUGGUAACAGAUACAAAAUCUCAGGAUGAGACUAUUAUUUUCAAUGGUUGCUCAGUUGACACGUACUUAUUUGAAAACUUCAAUACAGUUGAUGGUGAUUUUCUGUCAGCAAAAUUCAGAGCAUUCAAGUUUCCUCAGUCAACCUAUGUUGAGUUUAAGGGGACGGUGAAUGUCUGUCUUGAUAAAUGUCGUGGUGUGGAAUGUAGCAACGGUCAAAUAGGGUAUGGACGAAGGAAACGAGAAGUGCCUACUAUGGCACCUGAUCCAAACAAAGUAUUUGAAAUAACAAUGACAACAUUCAUUAAAGUUGAUUAUGAAGAAGAGGAAGUUGUUGACAAAGCUCAAUCUCCAGUUCCAGAACUUAAGGUGAAAAACGACACAAAGACACCACCCAAGAAGAUGAAUUCAUUUUACAAUGCUGAGCCAAAAACUCUUCUACAGCUUGAAAGUGAAGACAUUAGGGAUGAUGUAAAAUACAUUUUAAUCAAUGAAAAGAGCAGCGCUAGUAUUUUCACCUGUUCACUGAUUUUUGUCUCAGUAAUUGUGCUUCUCCUCUAAUGUGCUCUUGUUUCUCAAGUAUGUUAGACAGAGACAUCAUCACCGAAAAAGUUUUUUUCACAGUUUUUAAAUCACAGUACACUGUAUGUCCAGCAAUAUCACCUUCAAGAUGAAGGCCCAAGGAAACACAGACAGACCAUCAGUUAGUCAGUCAGUCAGUCACCAGUUCAUAAUUAGCGGAAGAACUGUCAGGAAAAUGUAAUUCAUUGACAAUUAAUGUGCACUGAAAGUGACUGACUGGUAAGCCUAAUGAAAACUGCCUAAAUUUUCCAAUAACACGAAUGAAAAAAGCCAUAUCACCUUUCAAAUAUUCCCAGGUCUUGUUAACUACUGUAGAUCCAAAUUAAAAAAAAAAGAAAGAAACAUUCACUAUGCAAAUAUUUGAAUGAGAAUAGUUUUUUACAUACUGAGGCAAAAUCAAAAAAAUGUUUAAUUAUUACACAAGAAUACACUUUCUGCCUAAGUUUCACAACUGUUUAUUUUACACAACUGAAGUUUCAAGUUUGAAGUCCUUUUUAAAAUGUGUCUUCAUGUGUAAUAAUUAUGAUGUUUCACCAAGACAAACAAUAAACUCAGUUUUUUUAAUUAUGUGAAAUA
Messenger RNA from Schistocerca americana (American grasshopper), 1794 nucleotides. RefSeq lists its product as uncharacterized. The record is from RefSeq and is a predicted model, not a curated record. Lineage: Eukaryota; Metazoa; Arthropoda; Insecta; Orthoptera; Acrididae. The transcript is spliced from 8 exons. The coding region runs from base 43 to 1197 and encodes 384 amino acids.